Molecule: messenger RNA, 5522 nt
Organism: Diabrotica virgifera virgifera (western corn rootworm)
Lineage: Eukaryota; Metazoa; Arthropoda; Insecta; Coleoptera; Chrysomelidae
Exons: 2
Coding region: 162-1553 (463 amino acids)
Biological process (GO): protein phosphorylation
Molecular function (GO): protein kinase activity; ATP binding
Source: RefSeq, a predicted model, not a curated record
UCAAAUUUUCAAACACCUCACCUGACACUCUGACACAGUGUCUAAAGUACGAUUGCGCGAAUUCGUGCAAUUUACGAGACGCGCCCGGUCUGUAGAUCUAAGUGAAAGUUAACCGUUAACCUUUUUUAUUAUUUAUAUUUGCAUCCAAAUCAAAACAAAAUAUGUCCAUCCACAAUUAUGAAAUAGUGCGUGAAUUGGAUAAGGAAAAUAACAAUGAUACAAGAAGUUUCAAAGUGAAAGAAAAGUCUACCGGUCACUAUUAUCUGUGUUAUGUAAUUGAUUUCCAGUACCUUAAUAAGCAACAAUGUGCCAUAAUGGAAGAAACAAUCAAAGUUAGGUCAACAUUGGUGCAUCCCCAUUUACUAAAUUUCCAUGAAUUAAUUCGAGAUGUUAAAUCCAGCUUACUAUAUGUACUAGUACAAUAUUGCAGGCAUGGAUCCCUCAGAAAUCUUGUGGAUGUAGCCUUAAGAGAAAAUUCGCGUAUUUGUGAAGAAUUUUUAUGUAGAGUUAUUUAUCAAAUUGCCUUGUUUAUUAAAACGAAUCACACACUAAUUAAUUUAAAUAUAGAAAAUAUUUUCUUUGAUGAAGAGUACAAUGUUAAAUUGUUUAAUUUUAAUGUCACUACAAAAUCAAAAAUUACAAAAUCAAGUGUACUAGGAAUAAUGCUUUUUGAAAUUUGCAGUCUUUCAAAAUUUAGGAAAAAUAACUUUGAAACUGAAUUAAAAAACUGUAUUAAUAUCUAUUCAAAAGAUUUUUUAGCAUUUGUUACAAAUUUGAUAAAAGAUAGUUGCGAUUUAAAAAAGAUUAUUGACAAAAUUCUGUGCAAUUCAACUCUUUUAUCGAAAGCUACACAUUGGCAUAAAAAUAAAUUAUUAAUAAAGAUAGGUGAUAAAAAUCAUCAUUUGCAAAUAGCUGAAAGAAAUGAGGGCAGCCAUUCCAUGCAUAUUGAAAGAUUGUGGGAAAAAGAUUUGCUAUUGAAAAGAAAGGAAAAAGAACUACAAGAACGGGAGUAUAAGCUAGUAUCUAAAGAAAAGGAGAUAUACUUAUUAGAAAAGAAACUAAAAGAGGGCUUAAAAUGUAAUUGCAACAAAGAUAUAAACGAUAAACCCGAUCUUGAUUCAACUUAUGUAAGUAUUGGUGAUUCUGUAAUAGUUUGUACUACUUCUACUAAUACAAACAAUAUCAAGCCUGUAACGUUUACAAAAACUGUGACAGAAAAACGAAUAAAGUUUAAAGGUCAUAGUCCUCUAAAAGACAUACACUUCAAUAGAAGAAGCGCAAAAUUUACAAAAACUUGCAAAGCAGCCAGUAACAAAAGUAUGAUGAACAGUGAAUGGGUUUCAUGUUCUACUGAUACUGAUAAGUCAUCGCUUACAUCUCAGAAACAGUUGUUUCGCUCAUACGAAAAGCAUUCAAAAGAUAUACCAUAUAGUGGUGGACCUAAACCAAUGCAGUGGACGGAAGAAAACAAAAGGAACGCUUUUGAAUUGCUUAGGAGGCUGAACAGCAAUCAAGAAAAUAUACCCCCUGAAGUAAAGCAUACAAAUUUAUAAUUGUAAAUAACUGUGAAGGACAUUGUUCUUCUUUGGUUCAUUGACUUCCGAAAGAGAAGUGACUCAUGUCUUGAUCGCUCGGAUUGUGAAUUUCCAUCAUUCUGCUUGGCUGCUAGGGAAGCUUCAUGUAUACAAUGGUCAAUCAUUGCUCUGGUUUGGUCCACCCCGCGUAGGAAAGACUUUCCUCGCGGUCGUCUGCCAUUGAUUUUUUUUCUUCGCCUUCUGUUCUUAGCGCUGUAUAUGCGAAGUAUAUGAGAUAAGACUGAUUUAUUUUUGUCGAUAACAGUUUUGUUUUGACCUUUAAUUGCUUUAUAAUUUUGAAAUGUUAAUGAAAUGUUCUGUGUCUGAUAUUUAAAACAUUUUUCUGGAAGCCCACAUUUCGAAGGCAUCUAUUUUUCUUCGAGAAAUAUUCGAGAACGCAUCUAUUUUCGAAAGAUUUAAUGUGUUAAAAUCAAUGGGAAAGAACAUCCCAGUAGCUGGCUGUAUACCAUAGUUAAACACUCAUACAGAAGUAAAAAAAACUUCGAUUUGUAUAUUGGUAUAAAAAGUUUAUUAAAAACUAUUAAAAUGUCAUCCAAAUGGAUUGCAAAACGUUUUCGAUCUGAACGAGAUCAUCUUCAGUGCGUUCUGCUUAGUAGAUAAAACUAGCACACUAUUAAAAAUGGUAACAUCGAUAUACAUAUAUGAUUUACAUAGUAUGAUUAUAAGAAAUAUAGCGACUCCAAGUCGAUGUUAAUAGAUUAUAUACUAUUAGUGACCAAAGGGCAACAUGGUUCCAUGCUCGAAUAGAGCGCGUGGUUCUUGCCAGUUCAGUAGAGUUGAUCUGUGGCCAUUGAACUGGCAAGAACCACGCGUUCUAUUCGAGCGGGGAACCAUGUUGCAUUUAAGCACUAAUAAUACAUAAUCUAUUAACAUCGACUUGGAGUCGCUAUAUUUCUUAUAGUCAUACUAUGUAAAUCACAUAUAUAUAUCGAUGUUACCACUUUUACUAGUGUGUUAGUUUCAUCUACUAAGCACAACGCACUGAAGAUGAUCGGAUUCAGAUAGAAAACGUUUUGCAAUCCAUUUGUAUGACAUUUUAAUAGUUUUUAAUAAGCUUUUUAUACCAAUAUACAAAUCACAAUAUACAAAGUUGUUUUACUUCUGUAUGAGUAUUUAAUGUGUUGUAACAGUUUACUAUACUUUGUUGGGAUAUUUCUGCAUGACCAACCCUAUUUCUCGGUAGUGCUUUAUUUGCAAGCUAGAAUUUUCCCAUGUUUUCCCUUUUUCCAGUGCUGUCCUUCUCCAAGUUUUUUUUAGGUCUACCUACAACGCAGUCCAGGACCUCGAUUUUUGACCCUUCGCUUCGUUAUCGAUCAUUCGUUAUCUGUACACUAAACAGAUACGAAGCGAAUACGUUCGAUAACAAAGCGAAGGGUCAAAAAUCGAUGCUCUGGCAAUGUUAUUUCGGGGUCUACGGAGUGUGCGGGCCAGCUGUCUCCAUUUUUCUUCGCCUUAAUUGUUUUAUUACAUUUUCUUGGUUGGCUUUGUUUCAUAAAUUUUCUUUCCAGAUUCGAUUGGCCAAAAUAUACGAAGAAUUUUUCGUAACACUGUAUUGAUAAAAACUUGUAAUGGGUUUACUAUAGGGGCUGAUAUCUUCCACGUUUCACAGCCAUAUAAUAAUACAGAUUUCACAUUUAUGUUGAAGAUGUGUAAACCCUGGAUUUUCACAUGUUAUUAAGCAUAUUGCAUGCAUUAAGAGCUUUAUUAAUUAUUUCGAGCACAUCACGCUCUGUACCACCGUUACAGUCAAGUAUGCCGCCCAGAUAUAUAAAUUCCACCACUUUCUCAAUUUCCUGGUUAUUCAUUACAAUAGGCUGGUUUUUGGUGUUUGGUUUUGUUGACGUUUAUGUUUAGAUUAACAUUUGAUUCUUCUUGUGAUCUGUCUAUUUUUAGUUGCAUGUCCUGUUUUGUAUGUGCUAAGAGGCAUAUAUCAUCAGCGUAAUCUAGAUCUUCCAGUCUGUUAAUCUCGAGUUAAUUCCUCUAUUAGAGUUUACCUUUGUUAGUAUGGAGUCCACUACAAUGCUAAAUAGUAAGGGAGAUAAAACACAGCCCUGUUUACUCCGUUUAGCACAGCUGUUGGGUCAGAUGUUAUGCAGUUGUGUAGGACCUGGCUUUCUGUAUAACUAUAUAGUUUGUUCUUUGAUGAGAUUUAUUAUUUUUUCUAGUAUUCCCAAUUCCUUCAGUGCUUUCCAUGUGGUCAUAGGUGUGAGCGUGUCGAAUGCUCUCUUGAAGUCCACAAAGCAUAUGGAUAGUAUAAAUAGCGUAGUUAAAUUCAUCGGUUCUACACUGUUUGUUAAUCGGUGGUUAAUAUUAACAUUUAUUUAUGGUAUUCAGAAAUGUCAUUCUUUUUCAGUUUUAUAAGUCCCCAUUUUCCAUUCUUUGGGGGAAAUUUUCCCCUUACCAGAUACUUUACAAGAGUGGUUUGAUUAUCUCUGUUAUUUUGGUUAACACAUUCAACCCAGCGUGAGACAGAUGCUGUUUCACGGUGUUGUGAUCUUGCCGGACCGGGUGAGCUUACGGGUGUCUCACAGCUAAAUUUUACAUCAGACUGCGUGAGCCAGUAUUAUAGCACUGUAUAAUAUUAUGUAUUAUAGCAUUGAAUAAUGCCGGUCUAACGGAACACUUCAGUGUUUGCGGUUUCAAAAUAAGGAUAAUUUGAUGUCAAGUUAUGAAUAAAAAAAACAGCCAUAUGUACCAUAUUUAUCCUUCCUAAUUUUUUUUCUUGGCACCAUGUCACAUUCACUGGAAUAACUUUCAUCAGAAGCAACGUAAUCAUCAAAUCAAUAAAUCAUCUGAAUAUGAUGAAUCACAAUAUUCAUCUGACAUUACUUCAUCAUUUAGUUUUUUGUCCGAAGCUUGUUCAGCUUCAAAAGAAGAGAUACUGCCGUAUUUAUAACACUUCUCAAAUUAUGGGUUCAAGACUUACUUGUAAAGUAAUGCAAUAAUUGCAAGUAACCAUCAACGCCGUGACUUAGUCAAAUAAGUGCCGACAAGACUGGGACGACAUCUGCCUCCCAGACCGGGUGAGACAUCCGUGGCUCUCACUGUUAUUGCUACAUAAAUAAUAGACAGUUGACGAAAUUUGAAUGGAAAUUAUAUUGUGGGUUAUUUAAAGGCCCAUAUUUGAUAAUUUAAGUAAAAGUAAUGUCCGAUCCGCAAAUCUCAUAAAAAUAAAAUACAUGCCCGGGCUGAACGUGUUAAGAAAGCUUUUAACAACUCUGGUGGAAUACUGUCAGGGCCGGCUACUUUGUGCGCUUUCAAUGUUUCUGUAGUAAUUUCUAUUUCUUGCGUAGUUUUGGGAAUGCCUUUAGAGAUUCACAUAAAUAUUGAGUCACUGCAUAUACAAUUUAUUUUUUGCUGGCGUAAUGUUCUAUAGCCAAUCUCUGUCUGAUUCCUUAAUCAUAGUCUCCUUUGUUUUUAAUAAGGGAACCGAGGUAGUUGAGCCUUUCUUGUUUAGCCUAAGAUCAUAAAUUAUUAUCUGCUCAACGCAUCCAGCGUGUUCAUUAUUUGGACCAGCUAAUCUUCUAAACGCUAACAUUAGGUUAUCGUCCGAAUAUCUUUUGCUGAUUGUCGUUAUUCGAUAUCACUUAAACCACCUCUUAUUACAGGUAACUCAUAUAAAUAACUCUCUCAUACUUAUAUCUCUCCUAUAACUCACAUUGACUGUGUUAUUUAAACGAUUUAACUUUAUAAUAUGUCACAGAUUUUAUGUAAAAUUUGUUUUUUUUUUUGUAAGGAUUAUACAGGUACAUAUUGUGCAAUUUUUAUUAAUUUUCUGUAAUGUUUUUUAUGUUUAUAAUAUUUUAAUAUUACCGUCCAUAUAUUGUGUAACAUGUUAACGUCCAUGUAAUGUAUUACUUGUAGCAAUAAUUGUAAAAUAUUAGGGUCUCUUAGUGCAAUAAAGAUUUCAUUUUUAUAAUAAGAAAA